AUGAACAACGUUCAACUAGUUUUUGUUAACAGUUUCAAAUAUCUCGGCGUUAUAAUAGAUAAUAAAUUUAAAUUCACACAACAUUCGGCAUAUAUCAUAGAAAAAGCUAAAAAACUGUUCUACAAGCUCCUUCUCUACACCCGUCCCACAUGGGGCGUCCAUUCAGAUAAUAUCCGCACUAUCUACGAACAGGUCAUCAUCCCUAUCAUCUCUUAUGCAACAAACAUCUGGUCCAACUCCCUCAAAUAUAAAUUUAUAACCAAAAAAUUCCUCUCUCUCCAACGUCUCUUCGCGAUCAAAAUAGUCCACGGUUUUCGCACACUAAGCACUGUCACCUCCAUAUCGCUCGCUCAGCUCAUCCCUCUCCCCGAUAAAAUUAAAUCAAUCGCAACCAUUGAAUCCUCCAAACUUCUUGGCCUCUCCCCUUUUCUUCCCUCGGACAUCCCUCUAGAAAAAUUUGCUCCCCCUUCAUCUCUCCUACAUCCUUCUCUACGCACCCCCAUAACCUUCACAGAGAUUAACUCUGUGGAAGAAUUCGACUCAUUUGCCGGCAAGUACAUGCAUCACAUCUUUACGGAUGGCAGCAAACACGAUGGCGCAGUUGGCGCAGCAUUCGUGGUCUAUGACCCAUGUAAAAUCCACGUCACCAAAAAAUUUAAGCUCCACCCUUCCUGCUCCGUUUACCAGGCCGAGAUGCUUGCAAUCCAAAAGGCUUGUGAGUGGAUCACCUCAAAAGCACAAAAAGCUAGAUCAUAUGUAAUUUGCUCAGAUAGCAAAUCUUCCCUUCAGGAGCUAUCUAAUCCAUACUCUUACAAUUCCUUUGCAGUAAAUAUAUUCAAACUAAUUCAUACAAUUGGACUAAGUAACAUCAGCGUCGGUUUUGCAUGGGUUAGGGCUCACAUUGGAAUCGCUGGCAACGAGACCGCUGACAUUGCUGCCAAAUCCGCUGCCGUCCUCCAUAAACCACCCGACCUCAUUUGCGCCCCUAUCUCUCAUAUAAAACUCCAACUACGUUCUCUCACCUCCUCGGCCCCGGAGCAAUGCUGCCGGGGAUGGUAG
Molecule: messenger RNA, 1059 nt
Organism: Leptosia nina
Lineage: Eukaryota; Metazoa; Arthropoda; Insecta; Lepidoptera; Pieridae
Source: the annotation of a GenBank genome assembly